This is a messenger RNA of Glycine soja, 1171 nucleotides long. RefSeq names its product DNA-directed RNA polymerase III subunit rpc3-like. Gene Ontology annotation, cellular component: RNA polymerase III complex. Gene Ontology annotation, molecular function: single-stranded DNA binding. The transcript is spliced from 6 exons. The record is from RefSeq and is a predicted model, not a curated record. Lineage: Eukaryota; Viridiplantae; Streptophyta; Magnoliopsida; Fabales; Fabaceae. The coding region runs from base 160 to 651 and encodes 163 amino acids.
CAAUCGAACCUGCGAUCACUACAUGAAAACCCAUUCAGUUAACCACGAAGUUAUAGAAACUGCAAUAAGAUUAUUUGUCACUGCAAAUAACACAACUAUAAAAUCCCUAAGCCUCUUCUUCCCGCGCCUUUCUCCUUCGCCGUUUUCUGUUAGAAGAAAAUGGUUACAGAGCACGGCAUCAAAUUCGGCGUCCACCUGAUCACCAAGCACUUCGGCAAGAUCGUUGCUAAAGUAUGCGAAAAGCUAUUUAGCCAUGGACCUCUCACUUUGGAUCAGUUGGUUCGCUACACUGACUUUACUAAGGACCAAGUCAGAAACUCCCUACUUGUCUUAGUUCAACACAAUUGUGCCCAAGCAUUUGUUUCUGCUCCUCAAGAUGAUGAUGAUGAUGCAGACAGACUGAGAGUUAGAACUCAGUACCUGGUGUUGUUUGAUAACAUAAUCCAUCGGCUGAGGUUUCCCAAAUUCUUGGACAUUGUGUCGCGGAAGCUUGAUGAAGAAUGUGUGAAGCUGCUUGUCGGAUUGCUUCGUGAUGGUAGGCUUACCCUCAAACAAAUGGUUGACAGAGAAAGCCAAGGAAAAGAUAGCAGCAUCUACACUGGUAGAGAAAAGGAAAGCUUCAAAGUUUCUAAAAGAGUUAUGGAAGGAUAACUACUUGCAUAAGAAGACAGUACCUGUGACGGGAGGCAGGCCAUCAAAUAUUUGUAUGUGGAAAGUUAAUAAGCCUCUGCUUUGGAAAUAUGUACUGGACGAGAUGUACCAUGCUGCCUUAAAUUUGAGCCUAAGAAUGACUUAGAUAGAAAAGAAUGAAGAGGUUAUUAAUAUGUUUAUGAAUUGGCCUCCGCCAAAUAAGAAUAGAUUUACAAGAUUAGCUUAUAAUAUCUUAAGCAUGUGUUGGUUGUUGUGCAAACCUCAAUGUGGCAAGGGCGAGAAGGAAGGAUGUGAAUGUGGUUCCGCAUCCUCCAUGGGGUUUUAUAUUUAUAUUGAUUUGCCCUUAUCAUUGUAUUUUUGUUGGUCUUUAAUAUCUUGCAAUAUUGAAAAAUGUAGAAUUUCAAGUCAAAAGAUAAAGUACAUACAUAUUGGAAAUUGAAUUUUUAUCACUAAGGAUGACUUAAAUCUAAAGUGGAAGAUUGUAUUUUAUUAAAUGAACUUCAGUCCAAUGGAUGUAUUG